This is a messenger RNA of Nerophis lumbriciformis (worm pipefish), 3495 nucleotides long. The record is from RefSeq and is a predicted model, not a curated record. NCBI's taxonomy places the organism in Eukaryota, Metazoa, Chordata, Actinopteri, Syngnathiformes, Syngnathidae.
AUGGUGAAGAGAAAGAAGACGUCGCCCACUUCCGAAGAGCAUGAAAUUUGCAUGACACCGAGCUCCAGGGAGGGGAUCGGUGUAGAUGGGACGACGAAUCCGUCCAGAAAAGCCGACGGUUACGACGAGGAGGAGAGCGGAGAGCAGGCGACCGAGGAGCGCAGUACAAAGGGAGACGAGCGAGUGGAAAUUGUUAAUCCAGCACCCGCUACUCUCAGCUCCGGUUCGGUUCAACCCGGACCGGGUGCUGGCCAGCAGACCCAGCCCUCGGUGGAGCCCAGCGCCCCGUGUCACGACCAGCAUCAUUUUCUCCGAUCGAGCGUUCGACCUCCCAGCAAAAGGAUCCGGAAGGAUUCCGUGGGCUCGACCAUCAACGGCCAUGGCGGGGCCAAAUCGAAAGGAGCAGAGAACUGUUCCUCUUCCCAGGGUGCAGUUGGACAAUCUGGACCCAUUGCCGGCUCCUCAGGGGGAGUCUCUAAGACCACAAAGGGCCAAGGACCUGCCGAGAAGGAGGAGCAAGCUGGUAACCAGAAGCGAGCCCGUCGGCAGUGGGAGUCUUGGAGCGCAGAGGAUAAAAACAGCUUUUUUGAAGGGCUCUAUGAGCAUGGCAAGGAUUUUGAGGCCAUCCAGAAUAACAUUGCUAUGAAGUACAAGAAAAGAGGCAAGCCAGCUAACAUGGUGAAGAACAAGGAACAGGUCCGCCAUUUUUAUUACCGCACAUGGCACAAGAUCUCCAAGCACAUCGACUUUGCCAAUGUGUACACUCGAGUCCUGAAAAAAUCUUCUCAGGAGCUCUACGGUCUCAUCUGCUAUGCUGAGCUCCGCAAAAAAGUUGGAGGACUCAUGGACGAUAAGAAUGUGGCGAAGCUAAAUGAACUCAUCCAACAAGGGGCCACCACUGUGCGCUCCAAAGGGAGGAACUUGCGAAUUAAAGCACCCAUGUGCCGCGCGCUGAAGAGACUUUGUGACCCAGAUGGAGUAAGUGACGAAGAAGACCAGAAGCCAGUGCGUUUACCCCUGAAGGUAGCGGUGGAGCUUCAACCGCGUAGCAACUAUUCCUGGGCUCGCGUUCAGAGUCUAGCGCACAACCCUCGCCUCAGGAUGGUGGUGGAGCUUCACAGGAAAGUUUCCAGCCUCAUUGAGUACCUGAAACAGAAAUGGGCCUAUCAUGACCAGAGAAUUAUCAAAAGUCUAAUGGAAAGGGAAGCUUUAGAAGAGACUCAGUCCCACACCACUUCUCCAAACAAGUCUUCGCCCGAGGAGCUCUUUCUUUUCCCGGCCGAGAGCAGCUCCCUGACCACGCUGCCCGGCGUGGCUCGUGUGGUUCACUCCAAGGCUUCGUGCACAGUACACUGGCAAGAAAGCGGCAAGGCCCGGCCCAAUGCCAAAGAGCUACCCGCUGCGCAGAUUCUAGGUAUUCACACUGCUCCACCUCUAAGGACAAGCACCAAAUCUGGACGAGGAAACGCAGUUUCAACUGCUUCAGCAACGGUACAGAGUGACAACUGUCAAACAGAUUCACCUAGCCUUGAAACUUCACCCGAUGGUUCUGCCAAGUUAGAGGAGAAGAGGCCUACAUCUGGCUCAGCACUUCCUCAUCAAGUAAUUCCCAGAGAGGAGGCAACUGACGGAGGACUUGUUGAGGGGAAUAAAACUUUCACUGCCAGUGUAGAGUUCAGUGGAGGCCUCGUAGGGACCAAAACAACAGAUGUAUCAUGUAGUGGUGUAGAGAGCUCGCUUGAACAGUGCAUGGAGGAGCAGAACGUGACCACCACUUCCUCUCCAGACGGCAGCCAGACAGCUCCAGCCAAGCUCUCCACGGCUGGCCCAGAGGAAGGAGUGCCGCAGAGCAAAGAGCGAACUGUCGAACAGAUCAGAGGGGAAGGCUGGAACGUCCGCGACGCCGAGAAUGUCACGCUAGCCGAGUUGUACUUGAUGUUUGGGAAGCCCGGCAAGCUGCAGCUGGAGUACGAGUGGCAGUCCGUCUCAGACCCUCCUGAAAAAGGGCAAGCGCAAAUCCAGCAGAGAGCACAUAGGAAACAAAGAGUACUACGAUGUUUGCUGAGACUGGUCACCACAGAGGUCAACCCCAAACCUUUGCCUCCAGAGUUUUGUUCCACAGCCACGUCACCUCUUAAGACUCCUCAAGAGGAACAAAACCAGACCCUCACGCCUCCAGGAAAAGCUCCAAUCGCGGUGGUCCGUAGCCCGAGCUUUGGACGACAGCAGGGCUCUGCCCGAGGAGCCAAAUUACACCUGCCAAACGUUGGAGGAUUAGGUUCACGCAACUUUCCUCGCUCUCUUCUUGCAUCAUCAGCGGCAGCAGCCAGUGACUCUGAAGGCAAUGUGUUUGCAGUACCCACCACGCUCCCUCCAAACAGUACCCGCCACAGCCGAAUGUUCUCCCCCAACAAGGAAGCUGAGCUAGCCCUAAAGCAGCAGCUCAACUCCAUUAGUAUGCAGUCAGAUCUUUUCCUUUCACGACCAAGAAAACCUCGAAACAAACUCCGGAAGCCGCUUGUCGUUCAGCGAACUCUUCUACCGCGAACUACAGGGGACACUUCUCAACACGUUUGUUCCUUCUCCAUCCUCUCCAACUCCGCUGCCACAGGAACUGGAUCUUUCCGGCCAAUUCAAACCCGGCUUGCUCCGGCCUCCCUCGCUCUACCGUCCAAAGUCUCUUCCUCGGCGUCCUCGGCCUCUGCGGCAACCAACCAGCUCUCCACUUCUUUCCUAGGUGCAAUUGACCUGGCAGCAAAAACUGCAGGCAUCAUUCCUGGAAGUCCUUGUCGGGAGCCGAAUUCUCCUGCAGCUGUCGCUCCUGCAACAAUUGCUGAUGCUGAACCAGAACCUCAGCUUCUCCAGCACAAUGUCUCAGAGAACGGUUUGCCCCCUCCAUCUCCUGGAGUGACAGAGGCUGGAGACUCGCUCCUCUCUCCGCCCAGCGUCGCUUCCCUCCUUGACAUCUCUCUGCCGGGCCCCCCAGAGGAGGCUAUGACCCCGGGAGAGAAUCAAACACACAUCAGUGACUCCAUCAUCGAGCUCGCCAUCAAUUCUGCUCACUACGGCGAGGAGGCGGCGCUCUCUCCGGCCAAAUUGAGUAGCAGCGACGGCUCCAAGCUACUGGCUUCAUCUCCCUCCGUCAGCCCGUCCCGGGGCUGGAUUCCUUCGCCCAGCCACGACCCGCAAUGGUAUCCAAGCGACUCGUCCGACUCCACACUGGGAUGCCUCCUAUCCAGCAUGGUCUCUUCUGAUAAGGGAAGGCGGAGCACUCUCACCCCCUCCGGCCCCUCCAGUGGCACAGCUUUGCUCGGUCCCAGCUUGCUGGACUGCAACUCCCACGAUUCCUUUCAGUCCCGCGGGCUUCCUGAUGUGGCUGAGAUGGACUCUCAGCUUGCCUGCAUGAUGAGCGAGAGCAGCGUGGACUACAUCGCGCGCUUCAAUGACCUGGCUCAGGAGCUCGCCGUGGCCGAGCCCUCCAUUCCGCCACCUUGA